UUUUUUGUAAAGGAGGAGGAAUUCUGGGAGUGGAGAGGGGAGAAGAGAGUUGAUCAGUCUGAGAAGUGUGCUGGAUGGGGAGGCUCUGUUUAGGACUUCGCAUCUUUCCCUGGAGUCCAUGGACAUGACCUUUGGUGCUUUAUGAAAGAUGAAUCUCCGAGCCUAAGGCUAGCCUGAUGGGUAGAACCAAAGUAAGAGGAGCCAGCUCUUUCUUUGUGCUAGCCAAUAAGAAGGAAGGGUCUAAAGGCUCUGGACCAGGCGCACUCAAUAUUCUAAUUCUAGAACACCGAGAUGCUGCCACCAUCUCUUGGACAAAACCAUUCCCACCAGAGACCAGACUUUCCUCUCAGGACUCUCACCUGUGCCCAGAAAAGGGCAGGUAUGAGCUAUGUCUUUAAAAGGACAACCGCAAAGGACAGUCCCAGGGAAACAAGUUUGUUCCUGUUUACCACAGGACAUCCUCCAUGGGCCACCAAGGGUCAUGCCUGCACCCUACCCAGAGAUAAUGGAAAGUUGACCUUGGAGUCCCCAAAGAAACAGACAACAGAUAACUGGGCUGCUGAUGUUGGGCAAAGCCCCAUGAAGUGACCUGUCAAUCCUGCCAGCAGAGCAUCCACACUGAGGAGCCUUGGCUCUGCUGCAGCAAGAGAAGGACUUGUCCAACCGCCUGGAAGUGAUCUUAGUGGGGCGAAUGGCUCCAAGUUUGACCCCACUCUCCACCAGGGCCAAGGGACCAGAGCCAGGGCAGGUCUGCCUCCCUGAAACCCGAGCCGAGCCGCCUCUCAUCCUCAGCUGUUUCCAAGGAGGAGGAGGAGGAGGGAAGAGAGGAAGAAGGCAAGAAGGGGCGGAAGACAAAUCGCCGAGAAAUCCAUCCAGCCUUGACCCCGACUUCCAGAUGUGCCAGCUGUGACUUCUCUGCUGCCGGGAGAGACCAUCUGAAAGCCUCAGAAUCCAAAGAGAAGAGCAGAGAUGAGAAUUGGUCCCUGCCCAGGUCAGCCAAGCAGAGGGUGGAGACCAGAAGAAAGGAGUGCCGUCUGCCUGGUCCUCUUACCUGCCCUGGUCUUUCUCUUCCUGCCCUUGGGCAGCACCCUGCAGCCUACUCCAUUACCCUUUCCAGAGUUGAGGCUGGUGGGGGGACCUAGCCGCUGCCAGGGCCGGCUGGAGAUCCUGUACAAUGGUUCCUGGGGCACCGUGUGUGAUGAUGACUGGGACGUGGUAGAUGCCAACGUAGCCUGCCGCCAGCUGGGCUGCGGGUAUGCCCUGCCGGUGCCCUUGCCCCUUGCCUUUGGCCAGGGCCGAGGCCCCAUCCAACUGGACAAUGUGGACUGCAAGGGACAGGAGGCGGCCCUGAGCGAGUGUGGUAGCCACGGCUGGGGAGUCCACAACUGCUACCACUACGAGGACGUGGCUGUCAUGUGUGAUGAGCUCUUACCAACGCUGGCCAGGAAAGUGUUAACCAGCACAGCCCCCACCACCAUCACCUUGAAGAAUGGGAGAGGUGAUGGCAGCAUCCGCCUAGUGAAAGGCGCCAACCCCUGUCAGGGCCGAGUGGAGAUUCUGCAUGGUGGCACUUGGGGCACCGUAUGUGAUGAUGACUGGGGGCUCCCAGACGCCACUGUGGUCUGUCGCCAACUGGACUGUGGCACUGCUGUGGCUUCUAAGACCAAUGCCUUCUUUGGCUAUGGCACUGGCCACAUCUUGCUAGACAACGUCCACUGUGAUGGCCGAGAGCUACGCCUGGCAGCAUGUCCCAGUCUCGGAUGGGGCAUCCAUAACUGUGGGCACCAUGAGGAUGCUGGUGUCAUCUGCUCAGGACGCAGUGUCCCCUCGGUCAUGUCCUCACCAUCCUUGGUUACCCGUGAUGGCAAGGCCAGGCUCACUGAGCCGGCCACAGGUAAGGGGGAAGAAGACAGCCUCCCCGAACCCUCAGUGCUGGACAGCUCCUGGGCAGUUCUUGGGUGAGCAAAUCCCUAAGCU
This is a messenger RNA of Monodelphis domestica (gray short-tailed opossum), 1977 nucleotides long. The record is from RefSeq and is a predicted model, not a curated record. Lineage: Eukaryota; Metazoa; Chordata; Mammalia; Didelphimorphia; Didelphidae.